AUGGCUAGAACACGCAGGAACGUGAGGUUCCAGCAUCGGAUAACAAAUGGCGUCGAGCAGCGGCGACAUAGCUCCUCCGACAUAAGCGAUGUGGCCUCGGAGCCGGGAAGUCCAGGGAAGAAUGGCAGCAUCUCCAAGUCCGAAGUCAUUGUGGAGGAGAAAUCGGUGGCUCCUCCCAUGUCGGAGUACGAGAAGAAGAAGCAGACGUUUAUCACUCGGACGAUCUGGACGUUCGUCAUGAUUGCGGGCUUCUUCAUUGCCAUGUUCUCCGGCCACAUCUAUGUGAUUGCGAUCGUUACUGCGGUGCAGAUUCUUUCCUUCAAGGAGGUUAUCGCGAUUGCCAACGUUCCCAGCAGAGAGAAAAAUCUGCGGUUCACCAAGUCUCUCAAUUGGUAUUUUCUGGCGACGACGAUGUACUUUCUCUAUGGAGAAAGUGUCAUUUACUACUUCAAACAUGUGUUGCUGGUGGAUAAAGUGCUGUUGCCUUUUGCGACGCACCACCGCUUCAUCAGCUUCAUGCUUUACGUCAUGGGAUUUGUCUUCUUUGUGGCCACACUCCAAAAAGGUCACUACCGGUUUCAAUUUACUCAAUUCGCCUGGACUCACAUGGCGCUCUACCUGAUCGUCGUGCAGGCACAUUUCAUCAUGAACAACAUCUUUGAAGGCAUGAUUUGGUUCUUCCUGCCUGCGUCGCUGGUCAUUACCAACGACAUUUUCGCCUACGUCUGUGGCAUCACGUUUGGCCGAACGCAGCUCAUCAAGCUGUCGCCGAAGAAGACGGUCGAGGGAUUCGUGGGAGCCUGGAUUUGCACGAUCAUUUUCGGUUACCUGAUAACCAACAUCUUGAUGAGCUACAAGUACUUUAUCUGCCCUGUGACGGACCUUGGUUCGAACGUGUUGACCGGCUUGGAGUGUACACCCAACCCUGUCUUUGCGCCAAAGGAGUACAGGCUCCCGGAAUGGACGGGUUUGCCCCGGACGGUCCAUGUUGCUCCGAUGCAGUUCCAUAUCCUGGUGUUUGCGACCUUCGCCUCGCUCAUUGCGCCGUUUGGUGGAUUUUUCGCGUCUGGGUUGAAACGUACAUUUAAAAUCAAGGACUUUGGCGAGUCGAUUCCGGGACACGGCGGCAUCACGGAUCGUAUGGACUGUCAGUUCAUCAUGGGGUUCUUUGCGUAUAUGUACUACCACACGUUCAUUGCGAUACACAAGGCCAGUGUUGGCGACAUCAUUGAGACGGCAAUCACGGGGUUGACGGCUGAUGAACAACUCGAACUGGUCCGGGGUCUCAGCAAGUAUCUCUACAACCAGGGAACUGUUUCGGAGAAGGUCCUGAGUUGUCUUAACGGAGAACUUGUGCGGCGGUGA
This is a messenger RNA of Rasamsonia emersonii CBS 393.64, 1365 nucleotides long. RefSeq names its product Phosphatidate cytidylyltransferase. Lineage: Eukaryota; Fungi; Ascomycota; Eurotiomycetes; Eurotiales; Trichocomaceae. The record is from RefSeq and is a predicted model, not a curated record. Gene Ontology annotation, molecular function: phosphatidate cytidylyltransferase activity. Gene Ontology annotation, cellular component: endoplasmic reticulum membrane. The transcript has 4 exons. The coding region runs from base 1 to 1365 and encodes 454 amino acids.